Penaeus chinensis is the source of this 2553-nucleotide messenger RNA. RefSeq names its product alpha-(1,6)-fucosyltransferase-like. The transcript is spliced from 11 exons. The record is from RefSeq and is a predicted model, not a curated record. Gene Ontology annotation, biological process: protein N-linked glycosylation. Lineage: Eukaryota; Metazoa; Arthropoda; Malacostraca; Decapoda; Penaeidae. Gene Ontology annotation, molecular function: protein binding; alpha-(1->6)-fucosyltransferase activity. Bases 863 to 1963 code for a protein of 366 amino acids.
UAUUAAUUUCACGAAACAAUAAUUAUGGAUCUGAUAUGGCAGCUAUUCAGGCCUUGUCGGCGGUGUUCGGAGAAGCGAUUCAAAUUCACUUUGUUUUUUUCACCUUACAAGCUACAUGCCGAAAAAUUCAUGCUCUUGGUGCAGUCAUUGUCAAGGAAAUACAGAACUCAGCCUCUCAUUGCGGGAUGAUGGAGACACUGGCGCUUGUAUCUCGCCCUUGGGCAGCUCAAGAAAAAAGCCCCAGAUCUGCUAGAAUUGUGAAAUUGUCACUAGGCUAAGAUGCAAGGCGGCCGCGGAUAAACAAACAGUGGGAAUCAAGGAACUCCAAAUAUUAUCACCUCCUUGGCUAUUCUGUCUUUUAAACGUCACAAACAUGGCGGUCGAUAAGCUGAAAAGGCUUGUGUUUUUCUUCCUCCUCCCCGUGCUGCUCUACUACUCGAUGAUAAUGUUCUCUUUUGACACAAAAAGAAGCAGUUUUUCCCCAUCAUGGGAGCGUGCGGAAGGCAGUCACUUUUCAGUUGAUUCCAGUCAGAGGUCAAAGCCAUCAAUGGAGGCCGAACAGAUGCGUCAACAGGUGGUAAGAGACGUGCGUUACACUUGGCAGUUCUUGAAAUUCCACCUGAGAAAUCUUAGCUCGAACACCAAGCCUAGCACCAUUCUUUAAGAACCGGAACAUUACUUUAGAGUGACCUCCCACGACCUCACGCGCCUUGGCGAGGUCGACGGGUUACAGGAGUGGCGAGAGGAAGAGGCAGCCGCCCUCAGCGCCCUCGUGCAACAUCGGCUGCACGUCCUGCAGAAUCCUCGCGACUGCGCCUCCGCCAAGAAGAUCUACUGUGACUUUAGAGCGUCCGGCCGAGGUAUGGGGAGCCAUCUGCACCACCUGAGCUACUGCUUCCUGGCAUCGUAUGGCACUCAGCGAACCUUGAUUCUGAACACGAAGGGUUACAAUGGCAACCCCGAAGGACUGGAAACAUUCUUUCUUCCUCUCAGCGAGACCUGCACGAGUUACAGCAAGUCUCAGAUGGUUCCUUGGCCAGGAAAGGAAGAUUCGCUUGUUGUAUAUUUCCCGGAUUGGGAUAGACCGAACCCAAGGCCGAAAUAUUUUCCAAAAUCAAUCCCGAAGGACAUUUCCGAGCGUCUGAUGCGUCUCCACGGGGAUCCUUUUGCCUGGUGGAUAGGCCAGUUCUUCAAGUAUGCCCUGAGGAGGAACAAAGAUUUCCAGAAUUACACUGACAACCUAGCGCGAGAAAUGGGUUACGAGUCACCUGUUGUAGGCUUGCAGAUUCGGCGGUCAGACAAAUUGCAGAGAGAGGCAAUUUACAUUGACCUCAGUGUGUACAUGGAAGAAGUGGAUGGAUUCUACAAAGAGCUGGAAUUGCGUCAGACCGUUGCUCAACGAAGGAUUUUCUUGGCCACUGACGAUCCAGAAGUAAUUCCAGAAAUAAAGAAAAAGUACCCCGAGUACAAGCUCCUGUACAACCCGGGCAGCGUAGACUCGACGCGCAAAAGCCAGCGGAAAAAGGGGCCGAGUGUACAGUACUUUCUCGCUGAUGUUUACUUCCUGGCGCGAUCCGACUACCUUGUCUGCGGGAUGACCUCCAAUAUCUGUAGGCUGAGUUACGAGUUAAUGCAGACCCUCCAUGCAGACGCGUCGGCCCGCGUCUCGUCGGUCGACAGAGAUUACUACUUCCACUUCGAGGUCGGAAAUGUCGUCAAGGCUCGCUUUCCUCAUAAGCCCAGAAGGACCGGAGAACUAGAAAUGCAGGAAGGAGAUGUGGUGGACCGAAAGGACGUGCUUUCUCGUUUCUCCAAACAUCCCAGCAAAAACAAUGGUUUUCAGUGGGGCACGAACACGCGUACCAAAAAAUCAGGUUAUUAUCCUGUUUACAAGACCGUCGAAAUUUUGGAAAAAGCAAAUGUCCAGUCCUUUGAACGCAUUGACAGGAGUAAAACCGAAUAAUUGUUACUAUCUUAUGAAGGGUUAAAAGUUAAAAUCAAAUGUGCUAGGUUAGAGAAUUGUUCGUGAUUAUGUUCACAAUAUUAUAGAUAUUAGAGAUCGUAAGAGCCAUAUCUAUACCAUCAAAAACAGAAUCAAGGUAAUUGCUUAGAGAGUUGUCUGAACAACACUCUCCUAUCGAGUCUAUUGAACGGCACAUUCGUGGCUAGCUAUUCCAAACUACAAGGUAGCGAAGUUAAUUAAGAUAUUGGAAAUGUUUGUAAACUUUGUAUUUAUUUGUCUAUUUCAGUUGAAUUUUUGAUAGUUAUGUUUUUUGUUUGGUAAUAUUGAUUUUUGUGUGAAAUCUGCUUGUCUACUUGAAUAUUGUUGUUGAAUAUUAUCGUUAUUGCGUAGAAGCAAAAAGGCAAUAGCACAUCACUAAGAAAAAAUGAAGAUACAAUAUCGCGAUCAAAGUUUGUAAGGCUGGUUAUUCAGAAUGAUUUUAUUCUUGCUAUUGUUUAAUCUUACUCCUACUGGAUAUACCCUAAAUCUAACAGUGUUUUAGGUAUCUUUUACAGUUCUGAAAUAAAGUGAAAAUAAAUUUGUAAAUAUCA